UUUUAAGAGAAAAAAAACUUCGCGAAGAAAAGUCGAGUGACGCCAGGCGGUGAGCAGGCAGAAAGCAUCGCUAACGGACCAACCAGAACUCCGUACAGGAACAGGAAUAGCGCGACAGAAGUUUGCAUGAUUUGCAGAGACGAUCCUCACCGCCUAAAAAAAAUGUAGAUUUUCGGCGGCAUUUUUUCUGGAAUUGUCGGCGAAGGAACUGUAUCUGCGUUGGUUUGAUUCGUUUUCUGUCGGAAAUUUUUUUGUUAAUUCUUUUGUUGAAAAGUUCAUUUCUGCUAUUCUUCUUUUGAUACCCCUUAAUAUCCGUUGUCUAGACCGGAUACCUUGUACUCGUCGCUGUUUCUAUUCGAUUUUUGGAUAAUCCAACAGACAAAAUGGUUGACGCUCCUGAAAUCCCGCAGCCGCAGCAAGAAACUCCCGGGAGAUCCCCCUUCCAGAAUGGUGUGAGAACGAACGGUCGUGCUUUCAACUCUCCCAAUUGGCGUAUGAAGGGAGAAGAAAGCCCCAGUGUGGAGGGUCAGGGUUCUCCUAAGCCCAGGACAAGCACCUCCAGACUGGCUUUCAGCAGACCAAGCCCACACGUCCCCCAUGCUAUCUCCGAGGGCCGACGUCUCUAUGUCGGCAACAUGCCCUAUACUGCCAAGUCUGAGGAUGUGGAAGCCCUGUUUACGGCGGCGGAAUUCCCCAUCGAGCGUAUCGACAUUGCGAUCGAUCCUUUCACGGGCCGCAACCCCUCCUACUGCUUCGUUGACCUGCCGACAAAGGAGCUCGCUGAUCGGGCAAUGGUCGAGUUGGACGGCCAUGACAUGCUUGGUCGCCCUGUCAAGAUUAAGCCCGGUGUGGUGAAGUCUCAGCAACAGCGCAUGGACGGAGAGAAGGGUUCGCUAUUUUCCGUCGACCGCUGGAGGCGAAAUGACACUCCCACUUUCGCCAAGGUGAACAGUGACUCGAGCCGCCGUCUGUACGUUGGCGGUCUGCCCAAAUUGACCGACCACGAAGCUCUCAGCAUCAAUAUCAACAACUUCUUCAAAGAUUACGAGGUUGAGAACGUCAGCAAGCUGUUUACCCCUCACCCCUCCAAGCGAUUCGAACCCGGUGACCACUACUACCUCUUUGUCGACUUCAGCACCGUCGAAGAGGCCCAAGAGGCCAUGAACACUAUGAAUGGCAAGGAGGGUCCCUGGGGCGCCAACCUUAGGGUCCAACGGGCCCGGGGAGAGACAUGGAGGGACGAGAGAAGCAAGAUGCCUUCUACCGAGACGACUGAGAUCCCUGUUGCCGACGAAGUUUCCGUAUAAAAUACCUUGAGUGGUUGCCGAUUUUACGCAUACCAACGGUUUUGACAGGAUAAACACAAAAGCAAAAAAAGUUAUGGGUUGUCACUUUUCCAACAGGAUGGCAUUCCUGUGUGUUGCUGCAAAAAGAACUACAGAUAUUGUAAUCUGAUAUUCG
This is a messenger RNA of Aspergillus glaucus CBS 516.65, 1461 nucleotides long. RefSeq names its product RNA-binding protein. The transcript is spliced from 5 exons. The record is from RefSeq and is a predicted model, not a curated record. Gene Ontology annotation, molecular function: RNA binding. Bases 384 to 1307 code for a protein of 307 amino acids. NCBI's taxonomy places the organism in Eukaryota, Fungi, Ascomycota, Eurotiomycetes, Eurotiales, Aspergillaceae.